AUCUGGGGAAGCAGCAAAUGGACCCAUGAAGCUGAUGAGCUGCUGCAAUCCAUGGCAGCUGGGCUAUAAAAGAACAGCUGCUGGACUUGAAAGUAACCCAGCCCUGACACUUUAUAACUGUGCGACAUUGGGACAAUUACUUCACCUCUUUGUCACUCAUUUUCCUUUUCUGUAAAAUGGUAAUAAGACUUGAAAUACUAACCACAAAAUGUUUUGAGGAAAGGACUUUGUAAACUCCAAAAGGGGCUCAGAAAUGAAGUUAUUAUUAACAAUUUCAAGGUAUAUUGACCAAAGGCCAAAAGACAAAAAAACUCUAUACAGCUUCUUUCUCAUUAGAAACAAAACAAAACCCUCUUAAUUUAUAUUUGAAAAUAAUCUUCUAAACCAGUAGCAUAUUUGGAAGGGAAAAAAGGACUGGCCAGACCUGAGAACUUUCAUGUACGCAUAAAAUGGUUCCCUUUGACAGCCAAAAUGCAGAGCAGACCUCUAACAGGCUCUUUGGACAUCUUUUUAGAUACUAGCUAAAGCGAAUAGUUGGCCAGGAGAAAUACCCACGUCCAACUCCCUCAGGAAAACACGUGGCCGGAGGGGAGUCGUCGCGGCCCUCGCGAGACUCCAAGUUCCAGCAUCGCCUCGGACCAAGCCCGCAAGUUCUGCAGCAAGUUGAGCGCAGUGCAUGCCGGGACUUGUGGUUCCUCUCCCUCAGCCGUCUUUUUCGCCCUUUUGCGACGUUUCGCGACGGCUGCGCCGGCCGGCAGGAGGUGGCAGCAGCUGAGGCCGUGGUGGCUGAGUGCCGGCUGAUGAGAAGAGGCUUCCUAAGCUUCGGGUUGUUGCGAAAUCUGGCCGGGAGCGGGGGGCGACUCGGGGCGCGGGGCCUCCGAGACGGAGCGGCCAUGGCGGCGGGGGAGAGCAUGGCGCAGAGGAUGGUCUGGGUGGACCUGGAGAUGACGGGAUUGGACAUAGAGAAGGACCAGAUCAUUGAAAUGGCCUGUCUCAUAACAGACUCUGACCUCAACAUUUUGGCUGAAGGUCCUAACCUGAUUAUAAAUCAGCCAGAUGAGUUGUUGGACAGCAUGUCAGAAUGGUGUAAGGAACAUCAUGGGAAGUCUGGUCUUACCAAGGCAGUGAAGGAGAGUACAAUUACACUGCAGCAGGCAGAGUAUGAAUUUCUGUCCUUUGUACGACAGCAGACUCCUCCGGGGCUCUGUCCACUUGCAGGAAAUUCAGUUCACGCAGAUAAGAAGUUUCUUGACAAAUACAUGCCCCAGUUCAUGAAACAUCUUCAUUAUAGGAUAAUUGAUGUGAGCACUGUUAAAGAACUGUGCAGACGCUGGUAUCCAGAAGAAUAUGAAUUUGUACCAAAGAAGGCUGCAUCUCACAGGGCAUUGGAUGACAUCAGUGAAAGCAUUAAGGAACUUCAGUUUUAUCGGAAUAAUAUCUUCAAGAGAAAAACAGAUGAAAAGAAGAGGAAAAUUAUAGAAAAUGGAGAAAAUGAGAAGACUGUGAGUUGAUGACGUGUCUCAUGCUGCCACAUUACUCCCUGGAUAUGACUUCUGGGGAUUUUUGUUCACCCUAAUUGUUUGGGAAAGCAUCUCCAUUCAUUUACCUUGCAUCUUCACAUAGUUCAAGCAGACUGAGUCUGAAAUACAGUUUUUCUAAGUUAGGGCUGUGAAUCUGUCAUUUAAAUCUCAGCAGCUCUUUUGUUUCUAGGUACCAGGUCACUUAUGCCACUUGGUACACAUCUGCAUCUGCUUUUAGACCAAAACACUUUUCUUUUGUUAAAAAAUAAAACUAGUUCAACUAAAAUGCAA
This is a messenger RNA of Dromiciops gliroides (monito del monte), 1811 nucleotides long. It is a transcript of the gene REXO2, whose product is annotated as RNA exonuclease 2. The record is from RefSeq and is a predicted model, not a curated record. Lineage: Eukaryota; Metazoa; Chordata; Mammalia; Microbiotheria; Microbiotheriidae. Gene Ontology annotation, cellular component: mitochondrion. The transcript is spliced from 7 exons. The coding region runs from base 801 to 1511 and encodes 236 amino acids. Gene Ontology annotation, molecular function: 3'-5'-RNA exonuclease activity; nucleic acid binding.